Molecule: messenger RNA, 1191 nt
Organism: Penicillium roqueforti
Lineage: Eukaryota; Fungi; Ascomycota; Eurotiomycetes; Eurotiales; Aspergillaceae
Product: F-box protein
Exons: 1
Coding region: 1-1191 (396 amino acids)
Molecular function (GO): protein binding
Source: RefSeq, a predicted model, not a curated record
AUGCAAACCAUCACGCUGGAACCGGAGCAAUUGGCCUGGGGAAAGGAUUUUGCCACCUACCAGGAGGCUGCCAAGGUGCUAUCAAUCCUUGGAAACAGCCCCCGCAGCCUGGAAACUGGCAUCGUUGAUGUCGAGGUCCGGCCUGUUCCAGUGGCCAUCAAACCCAAGGGGACCGCUACUGCGGACCUGGGAAUGAUCAGUCGUCUCCCGAACGAAGUCGUAGACAUGAUCAUCAACAAACUCGACCUGCCUAGUGCUAUCAGCCUGUCAUACGUCAACCGCAUCGCCAAUCACUAUGUGCAGAAAAGCGCGGUUUCCCUCCUGCGGCAGUGGGCCCCCGGCCUGCCGAAGAUUCUCAUGAACAUCCAGAGCCUUAAGAUCUGGAGCAUUCACGACCUGAAAGAGGCAAUUAUCCGUGAGAAGUGCGUCAUGUGUGGCAACUCGACUGUCCAGCUCUACCUUCCUACCAUGGAGCGUAUCUGCCACCCAUGCGUGCACAACAACCAUGCAUACUGGUGCCUCCCCUUGGAGCGCGCAGCAAUGAUCUUUGGCCUUGACCUGCCCGAUCUGAUUGGUCCCGAAACCGUGUUCCUGCCGCGCCUGGGCAAGGAUGAGGAUGACAUGGAUUUGGGUGAUCUUGGUGCCUGGGUUAUUCCUGUCAAGGUGGCGCUGACCAGAGCCCUGGAAAUCCAUGGCUCCCGCAAGGCCAUCAAGCGUGCUGCGGAGGGCCUGUUCGGUUCUGACGACGACGAAGCCAACGAAUACGACGAAGAUGGUUCCGAUGACGAAUUCACGGUCGUAAACCAGCAUGAUAUUUAUCGCGCUGUUUCCCUGGACACCCCUAACGCUGUCAAGAUGCGUUUCCUCAUCUCGUUGGGAAACUGCAAUCUGCAUGCUUUCCACCAUGAAGUUUCCUGCCGGGUGCCUGUCGUCAAUCGAAACAAUACGCGCAAAAUUCUUUACGCGUGCCGUGGUUGCACUGCCAUGCUCACGCACCCCCAAAUGGAGACCAUUUCCAACACCCACAUGGAGAUGAUGCAACUUGAUCCUGCUCUCGACAAGUAUGAGCGAUCCUUCGAGAUCUUCCGUCGCGCCUUUCAUGUGCGGACCAUGGCCGAGAUGGUUGAGCAUGUUCGAACCGAGUGCAUUGGGGGUUGGUUCCUGCUGCAUGCUGAGGGUCAGAAUAUGUAG